This is a messenger RNA of Perkinsus marinus ATCC 50983, 207 nucleotides long. RefSeq lists its product as hypothetical. The coding region runs from base 1 to 207 and encodes 68 amino acids. The record is from RefSeq and is a predicted model, not a curated record. Lineage: Eukaryota; Perkinsozoa; Perkinsida; Perkinsidae. The transcript is spliced from 2 exons.
AUGGCAACCUGCCAUGGAAGCGACACUGUUGGCUUCGAGGGUGAUGAGGACCGAACUGAUAUGGCCCCUAGUAAAAAGAAGAAGACCAGCGAGAAGGUUUCGAGAGGCGCUCCCACCUUUGCUGCCAAACCGAAGGCUGGCGGUGUCGAUAGGUCUAUUAAGAAGCAGAAGGGACCAAAGGGAAAGUCCCGCUAUAGAAAACGAUGA